Molecule: messenger RNA, 2196 nt
Organism: Aspergillus affinis
Lineage: Eukaryota; Fungi; Ascomycota; Eurotiomycetes; Eurotiales; Aspergillaceae
Product: putative reverse transcriptase
Exons: 5
Coding region: 1-2196 (731 amino acids)
Molecular function (GO): nucleic acid binding; RNA-DNA hybrid ribonuclease activity
Source: RefSeq, a predicted model, not a curated record
AUGAUCUGUGCCCUUGACCUACCGUACAAUUCCAAAGGCAUCCCUGUGCCAAAGGUGUAUGGGUAUUCCUCUUCAGAGAACAAUCCUGCCGGUAUAGGGUAUAUCGUUAUGGAAAAGGCUCCAGGUGCUGGUCUAGAGAGUAAGUGGUCGAGCAUGAGCAAACGCGAACGGCAUACACUCGCAUCCACUUUUGUUGAGAUUGAGCAAAUGCUUUUCAACAUUCCUUUCGGAGCUACUGGGAGUAUUUACUUCAAGAAAGAUGUCCCACCUGAGCUUCAAGCGGCAUUACACAUGACUAACAUUGAUAAUGAUGCUGGAGAUGAGACGCUUUGCAUUGGCCCAACCGCAGAUUAUAUGUUUUGGUAUGGGAAACGGGCCGGCCUCGACCUGGAUCGUGGACCAUGUUACUACAAGGCAAAGAACGUUGGGAGUAAGCAUCAUUUGCUAAUGACGAGAGUGCUGAAUAUUGGACGUGCUGUUCAGGGGACAUUGAAUCUAUCAGGAAGAACCUCGUGUGCGAAGCUACCUGAGCGUACCUGGAAGACUGCUCGCGGGGGGGCAGCUCCCUGCCCUUUCGCGCUCCUGAAUACCCUCGGUAAGAUCCUGGAGGCCGUAGCUACAGUACGGAUCGCCUGGGCCCUGGAAGAGCGUAAUCUCCUACCCAGAAGCCAUCUAGGGGGCCGCAGGGGCAUCUCAGUCGACCACCUGAUCCAGUUGCUCCUUGACCAGAUCUUUGAGAGCUGGGGCAAGGGCCGGAAGGUCAGUAUAUUGCUCCUAGACGUGGCUGGCGCCUUCGACAACGUCUCGCAUAUACGGCUCCUCCACAAUCUACGUAUGAUAGGGCUCGGCUUCUUCGCCGGCUGGCUCAAAUCCUUCCUAUCGAACCGUUCUACAAGGCUGCAGCUCCCCGGAUAUCUCAGCAACCUUAUUUUAACCCCUACCGGGAUCCCCCAGGGGCCCCCUAUAUCGCCGAUCCUAUUCCUCCUAUUUAAUACCCCCCUCAUUCGCGCCCUAUCGAUCGACGGUAUUGAGGCCCUUCGGAUUCAACCACCCCUCCUAGAGGGAGGCAAGAAGGUCUCCUACGGGUGGAUUGACGAUGUUGCCACCCUGACAAAACGAACCGUACCGCAGGAAUAUAUAUAUACUGAGCCGUGGCAGGGGGAGGACCCAGAGGUUGACAACUGGGAUCCCCCAGUGGAACCCCCUGGUCACGACCAGCUGCCCAUCAAGGACCACGCAACCGGCUUUAUCAUCAAGCCGGUGGAGCACGCCAAAUACUUAGGAAUCUGGCUCGAUAGGACCCUUUCGUUCGAUACUCACAGGGUUAAGGCCCUUGCCAAGGCGAACGGGACUUUGGAAGCCCUCCGCAGCAUCUCAGGCUCGACCUGGGGGACCUCCCUGCUGAGCAUGCGCCGCAUCUACCUGGCAGUGGUAGUCCCCCAGCUACUCUACGGGGCGGCUGCCUGGUAUAGCCCUACGAGCCGGACGGUCAGCUACAAGAAGCUCCAGAAGACGGUCAAUGAAUUCCAGAGGAUUCAAAUCCGCGCAGCUGUUCUUAUCAGUGGCGCGUUUCGUCCGCUAUAUGCAUAUCGCGGCAGGCAGGAGGAGUGGGAGACCAGACGGGCUCAUGUGUUGGCCCCGUGGGAGUUGCCCCUGAGGUGCAUCAUUGAGGGGGCAGAGGAGGCAGUUCAGACCCACGAUAGAGUCUGCCGCGAGGACCGGCAGAUCUGGUAUACAGAUGGAAGCGGCUAUCAGGGGAUGAUCGGAGCUGCUGCGGUCUCUAUUCGAGCAGGCAGAACCGCCAGGAAGCACCUAGGAACGGAACUGGACUCUACAGUCUACGUGGGGGAGUUGGAAGGGGCCCGAAUGGCCCUAGAUCGGGCGAAGCCUAUCCCGAUCACGGUCUUCUCAGAUAGCCAGGCAGCUAUUCAAGCCGUGCGCAACCCUGGCCGGCCAUCGGGCCAGUACGCACUGCGGGCUAUCUACGGGAGGAUUAGGGCCCUGCGGAGCGAGGGCCUGGAGGAUGCUGAACUGCGUUGGAUCCCCUCUCACAUCGGGGUAAAAGGAAACGAAAAGGCGGACAAGGCAGCCAAGGAGGCUGCGAUAAGAGGAGUUAAACUAAGCUCAGUAAGGCCGCGGGAUCGACCGAUUAUACGGCUCGCAGCUGCAGCUAAAAGAGAUGCUCCAUCAGGUUAA